AUGACAAAAAAGCCACAUCAAACAUGUAAUAUUCCAAGCUCAUCAGCAUCUUCAAAGCUUGUAAGACGAAAAGAUUCCCACGUGAUCUCAAAAUUCAAGCCGAAGAUUCGAAUAAUUCACAUAUAUGCACCGGAAAUCAUAACGACCGACACUGCGAAUUUCAGGGAGCUAGUUCAGAGACUCACUGGGAAGCCAGAAGAUGAAAAGGGAAAAGGCAAGAGCAAAUCCGACACUGCAUCAGUCAAGGUUAUGAUGAAGAACUUGUUCGAAGAAGAUGAACAAAAGUUUCUGAAUCUGCAAAAUGAGACAAUGGUAAAUAAUGAAAACCACGAAAAACAAGAAGAUUUAUGGAGAAGAUCAAAGUUAAAUAAUGAAGAGAAGCUCAAUGGUUUUCUUGAAGGAUUCUCUGAACUGGAUGGUUUUAUGGAAGAGCUGUGUACUGUGCCUGUUGUGGAUCAAAAUUAA
Messenger RNA from Arachis stenosperma, 465 nucleotides. Its product is annotated as VQ motif-containing protein 25-like. The record is from RefSeq and is a predicted model, not a curated record. Bases 1 to 465 code for a protein of 154 amino acids. Gene Ontology annotation, cellular component: nucleus. The transcript has a single exon. Lineage: Eukaryota; Viridiplantae; Streptophyta; Magnoliopsida; Fabales; Fabaceae.